Messenger RNA from Perkinsus marinus ATCC 50983, 548 nucleotides. Its product is annotated as phosphotyrosyl phosphatase activator, putative. The record is from RefSeq and is a predicted model, not a curated record. NCBI's taxonomy places the organism in Eukaryota, Perkinsozoa, Perkinsida, Perkinsidae. Gene Ontology annotation, cellular component: nucleus; cytoplasm; protein phosphatase type 2A complex. The annotation marks the transcript as partial. Gene Ontology annotation, biological process: mitotic spindle organization. Gene Ontology annotation, molecular function: peptidyl-prolyl cis-trans isomerase activity; protein tyrosine phosphatase activator activity. The transcript is spliced from 6 exons.
AUGUCCUCGCUGAGAUUUGCACCUCAGGCCUACCGCGACAUCGCUGCUUUCUUAGAAAGGCUGUGUACGGCUGUACAAGGAAAGAAAAUUCUCGAUGUAUCUUGGCAUAAUCGAUUGGUUGAUCGAUUACCGAAAAUAUUUGACAGAAUUUUGGGACCCGAGUUGCAGCCGGCAGUUAUCGAGUUAACGCCAUAUAUUUUGGAUUCCUUCGGCAACCCGACUCGGGUCGAUUUUGGAACAGGUCACGAGACAGCCUUUAUGGCUUUCCUUAUGGUGUUGGCAGCCAUAGGCUACUUCGAUGAUUGUGGGGAAGGUGAAGAAGACGUCUUGGGAGAAGAAAUCGGACUAAGGAUUUUCCCGAGAUACAUAGCAUUGAUGCGACGAAUUCAGAAGCAGUACAUGUUGGAGCCGGCGGGGUCGCAUGGUGUUUGGGGUUUGGACGAUUAUCAUCAUAUCCCAUUUCUGUUGGGUGCGUGCCAACUUGUUGGAUCGGAGGAGAAGGAUGUUGACGGGAAGGCGCUGACGCCUGAGAAAGUGAUUCGGAACAG